Molecule: messenger RNA, 174 nt
Organism: Aspergillus costaricaensis CBS 115574
Lineage: Eukaryota; Fungi; Ascomycota; Eurotiomycetes; Eurotiales; Aspergillaceae
Exons: 1
Source: RefSeq, a predicted model, not a curated record
GUCAUAGAACAACCUAGGGGUGUUGUCCACACAAGGCUAAAAAUAAAAAGACCAUCAUUACCCGCAGCUACCUGCGGAUCCCUAGAACCCUGCUUAUAUAGACAUGUACACACGGGAGCAGGUGGUGUUUCACUACUUAGGCCAUCCCUCAGGAUAGUAACCUAUCACAAAUAA